Molecule: messenger RNA, 3895 nt
Organism: Plectropomus leopardus (leopard coralgrouper)
Lineage: Eukaryota; Metazoa; Chordata; Actinopteri; Perciformes; Serranidae
Source: RefSeq, a predicted model, not a curated record
UGAAGCGGAAAGUAAGCGGCAUUUAGGAGCAGUCUGAGUGACUGCUGAGCAACAGGCAACUGGGCUGCAAACUCACUGAAGGCUCAUCGGCUUUGGAGGAACUGUUGCACAAAAUCCCGCUGCGAUGUCCCUGCUGUGUGUCAGAGUGAAGAAAGCCAAACUACACGGGCCUCCAGACAAGUUCAAUGCAUAUGUCACCUUAAAGGUGCAAAAUGUGAAGAGUACCACCAUCACAGUCCGAGGGGACCAGCCAUGUUGGGAGCAAGACUUCAUGUUUGAGAUCAAUCAUCUGGAGUCAGGGCUGGUGGUGGAGCUGUGGAACAAAGGUUUGAUCUGGGACACAAUGAUCGGCACGGCGCUGAUUCCCCUGGACACCAUCCGACAGUCUGACGAGGAGGGACCAGGACAGUGGACGUCUCUUGACUCCGAGGUGUUGAUGAGGGAGGAUGAGAUCUGUGGGACCACCAACCCGACUCCACACCAAGUGCUGCUGGACACCCGCUUCGAGCUGCCCUUUGAUAUUCCAGAGGACGAAGCUCAGUACUGGACCAGUAAACUGGAGCGCAUUAACACCAUGCGGAUACAUGACGAGUAUCCACUGCAGGAAGAAGUCCAGAGAAGAGGAAUGGCAUCUGUGCCCUCUCAGUGCUCUUUCGAUGACCAUGACAGUGCAGUGGAUGACCGCGAUAGUGACUACCGCAGUGAAACUGGCAACAGACCUCCGCGGUUCCACAACACCUCUCAGACAAAUUCAUCAGUGCACCAGUACCCCAUAGGACGCAGAGUCCAGCAUCAAACCCUGUCUAGGGAGUCUGACUCUAUACAGAGCUACGAGCUAGACUAUAGAGAAAUGAGGGGGCCGAGUCCACCGGACAGCAGUCGCUUUGAUUCAUCAGGCAACCUCAGCCCAGCCAGCUCCCAGCUGAGCUCUGAGCCUGAGGAGCGCCGAGAUCCAGACUCCCGCCACCCCAGCGCCAUGCGUCCCCCUCCCACUAGCCAGAGGUCUACCUGGGAUGAGGAAGAAGAGGACGAGGAAGAGGUUGAGAAAGAGCUGCAUCCACUACCAGAGCCUGGUUCCAACAAGGAUUUGAAGGACUCUUCUGUCAUCCUGCCCAAACCAGUCGUGGACAACAGUGAUAACAAGAGUCAGACUAAAAUCAGUUUCUUCGAGGACGGCCCUCCACCGUGCUCCCCAUCCAAAGUUCGCUGGCUGAAGGCAUACAACAAAGUGAGAGUACAGCUCCUUGAGGGCCGAGAUCAAGAUGGUGACCCCAGCAAGCACCCAUGGGCCAAGCCAGGGGGAAACACACCGUUUGGCAUUGACAGCAUGCCAGACCUCCGCAAGAGGAGACCCAUUCCCCUUGUUAGUGAACUGGCUAUGUCUAUGAUACAGUCCAGGAAAGCUGGACUCGCCCACACACUGGCCACACGGACCUCCCUGAAAGACGAGGAGCUUAAAAACCACGUGUACAAGAAGUCCCUGCAGGCUCUGAUCUACCCCAUCUCCUGCACCACGCCACAUAAUUUCGAGGUUUGGACGGCCACUACGCCCACCUACUGCUAUGAGUGCGAGGGUCUGCUUUGGGGUAUCGCCCGGCAGGGUAUGCGCUGUGCGGAGUGCGGGGUCAAAGUGCACGAGAAAUGCCAAGAGCUGCUGAACGCCGACUGCCUGCAAAGAGCGGCUGAGAAGAGCUCCAAGACCGGGGCGGAGGACCGGACGCAGCACAUCAUCAUGGCUAUGAAGGACAGGAUGAAGAUCCGCGAGAGGAACAAGCCGGAGAUCUUUGAGGAGAUCCGGAAGGUGUUCAACAUCACCAAGAUGAUCCACGUCCAGCACAUGAAGAGCAUCAAGCAGAGCGUCCUGGACGGCACCUCCAAGUGGUCGGCCAAGAUCACCAUCAACAUCGUCAGUGCGCAGGGUCUCCAGGCCAAGGACAGGACGGGCUCCAGCGACCCGUAUGUCACCAUUCAAGUUGGGAAGACCAAGAAGAGGACAAAGACCAUCUACGGCAACCUGAACCCAGUCUGGGAGGAAAAGUUCAGCUUCGAGUGUCACAACUCGUCGGAUCGUAUCAAGCUGCGGGUUUGGGACGAGGACGAUGACAUCAAGUCUCGAGUGAAGCAGCGUCUGAAGAGGGAGUCCGACGACUUCUUGGGUCAGAGCAUCAUCGAGGUCCGGACUCUGAGCGGAGAGAUGGACGUCUGGUACAACCUGGAGAAGAGAACAGACAAGUCGGCGGUGUCUGGUGCCAUUCGUCUUCAGAUCAGUGUGGAGAUCGAGGGAGAGGAGAAGGUGGCACCCUACCACGUACAAUACACGUGCCUUCAUGAGAACAUGUUCCACUACUCGACAGACGUGGAGGGAGGCGGCGUGGUGAAGAUCCCAGUGGCUCAUGGAGACGACGCUUGGAAAGUUUACUUUGAUGAGGUGCAGCAGGACAUCGUGGACGAGUUCGCCAUGCGCUACGGAAUCGAGUCCAUAUACCAGGCCAUGACUCAUUUCUCUUGCCUGUCCUCUAAGUACAUGCUGUCAGGGGUGCCCGCAGUGAUGAGCACCCUGCUGGCCAACAUCAAUGCCUUCUACGCCCACCCGACCGCCUCCACCAACGUCUCAUCUCCGGCUAGAUUUGCAGCCUCCAACUUCGGGAGAGAUCGUUUUGUGAAGCUUCUGGAUCAACUGCACAACUCCCUGCGUAUCGACCUCUCCAUGUACAGAAACAACUUCCCAGCCAGCAGCAAGCCCCGCCUCCAUGACCUCAAGUCAACAGUGGAUCUUCUCACCAGCAUCACCUUCUUCAGGAUGAAGGUCUUGGAGCUGCAGAGUCCUCCCAGGGCCGCCAACGUGGUGCGGGACUGCGUCAAGGCCUGCCUGAACUCAACCUACGAGUACAUCUUCAACAACUGUCUGGAGCUCUUCAACCGCCAGUUCCAGCCCGCCGUACCACCGCCUGAGCCUGAGAAGAAAAAGAAGAAGAAGAAGAAGAAGGAAAAAGUGGAAGGAGAGGAGGAGGAAGGUGAUGGAGAGGAAGAAGAAGAUGAGGAGGAAGAGGAGGAGGAGGAGGAGGAGAAGAAAGAGGAGAUCCAGCAGGAGGAGCAGGGCCCGAGCAUCCAGAAUCUGGACUUUUGGCCAAAACUCAUCACGCUCAUCGUCUCCAUCAUUGAGGAGGACAAGAACUCGUACACACCCAUCAUUAACCAGUUUCCUCAGGAACUCGAUGUGGGUAAAGUCAGCACGGAGGUGAUUUGGAGGCUGUUUGCUCAGGACAUGAAAUAUGCUCUGGAGGAGCACGAGAAGCAUAAACUCUGCAAGACUGCUGACUACAUGAACCUGCACUUCAAGGUCAAGUGGCUUUAUAACGAGUAUGUUAAGGACCUGCCCGCCUUCGCUGACACUGUGCCUGAAUACCCUGCGUGGUUCCUCCAGUUUGUUCUGGCCUGGCUGGCUGAGAACGAGGAGGUGUCGAUGGAGUUCAUGCACGGAGCGCUGGAGAGAGACAAGAGAGAGGGGUUCCAGCAGACGUCUGAGCACGCUCUGUUCUCCAGCUCGGUGGUGGACAUCUUCACGCAGCUCAACCAGAGCUUCGAGAUCAUCAAGAAGCUGGACUGCCCCGACCCCGCCGUGGUGGCGCAUUAUAACCGACGCUUCGCCAAGACGAUCACCAAAGUGCUGCUGCAGUACUGUGCCCUGCUGGCCAAGAGCUUCCCCUCCUACUGUGAGAAGGAGAAGAUACCCUGCGUGCUGAUGAACAACAUCCAGCAGAUGAGGGUCCUGUUGGAGAAGAUGUUCGAGUCGAUGGGAGCAAAACAGCUUGAGAACGAGGAGGAGCCCGAGGAGUUAGAUGAGGAGGUGGGUCAACCUGUGGGUCAAACUGCAGACAUCAAAAUGCUCUCUUAG